This is a messenger RNA of Cygnus olor (mute swan), 7833 nucleotides long. It is a transcript of the gene SGIP1, whose product is annotated as SH3GL interacting endocytic adaptor 1. The coding region runs from base 102 to 2738 and encodes 878 amino acids. Gene Ontology annotation, cellular component: clathrin-coated pit; cytoplasm; plasma membrane. NCBI's taxonomy places the organism in Eukaryota, Metazoa, Chordata, Aves, Anseriformes, Anatidae. The record is from RefSeq and is a predicted model, not a curated record. Gene Ontology annotation, biological process: clathrin coat assembly; clathrin-dependent endocytosis; synaptic vesicle endocytosis. The transcript has 26 exons.
AACGGCCUCGCGGCCAGGCCAGUUAGCAUCCCCUGUGCCGCCCCGUCGGAGCAGCUGGGGGCUCAGGGGCUGCAGCUCUGGCUCCAGCCCCGCUCCCCACCAUGGGCAGGGCUGCAGCAGCUGCUGGGGCAGGGCAGGAGCAGCCCCCGCGGGUGCGGGGCCGCAGCUGUGCCUCAUCCCAUCGGGCCCGGGCAGGAUUUAAGCUGGGGAGCCCACCUGCAGGGUUUGGCCUCCUCACGAGUGGGGGCAGAGCUGAGCGGGGGUGUGAGGCAGACUCCUUGGAAAUUGAGGAAUGCAAUUCUGCCACCAUGAUGGAAGGAUUGAAAAAACGUACAAGGAAGGCCUUUGGUAUACGCAAGAAAGAAAAGGAUACCGAUUCCACGGGGUCGCCGGACAGGGACGGCAUCCCUCUCAGCCCUCAUCCCACUGAGCCACCUUGCCAUAGCAAACCCGACAGCGUGCGGGAAGGAGGAAAAAAAAAUUCGAAGAAAAGUAAUGGAGCCCCCAAUGGAUUUUACGCGGAGAUCGACUGGGACAGAUACAACUCCCCGGAGCUCGACGAGGAGGGGUACAGCAUCCGGCCCGAGGAGCCAGGCUCCACCAGAGGAAAGCACUUCUACUCCUCCAGCGAGUCCGAGGAGGAGGAGGAGGCCCACAAGAAGUUCAACAUCAAGAUCAAGCCGCUGCAGGCUAAAGACAUCCUGAAGAGUGCGGCGACGGUGGACGAGCUGAAGGCGUCCGUAGGCAACAUCGCACUUUCUCCAUCCCCUGUGAGGAAAAGCCCGCGGCGCAGCCCGGGGACGAUUAAGAGGAAUUUAUCCAGUGAGGAGAUCGCACGGCCCCGGCGCUCCACGCCCACGCCGGACCCCAGCAGCAGGAAGCCCCCCGAGGACCCCGCUGCGCUGGCACCGCUCUUUGGGCCCCCGCUGGAGUCGGCGUUUGAGGAGCAGAAGCUGGACGCUCCUCUGGACCAGCCCGAGAUCUGGGGCUCCAUCCAGCCCCCCAGCAGCGCCGACUCCCUGAAGCUGCCAAGACCUUUUCCAACUGGAACGCCGCCACCGCUGCCGCCCAAGAACGUCCCGGCCACGCCGCCCCGCACCGGCUCGCCCCUGACGGUGGCCCCAGGAAGCGACCAGCCAGCUGCCGAGGCCAAAAGUGACAAAGUGCCGUCGAUCAAUGACUUGGACAGCAUUUUUGGCCCCGUGCUGUCCCCCAAGUCCGUGGUUGUGCACACGGAAGACAAGUGGGUCAAUUUUUCCGAUCCCUCCCCGGAAAGCGUGACGGUGGUGCCGAGGCCCCGGGAGAAGGUCGCGUCCCCCCCGGUGGGGGCAGUGGGCAGCCCGGUGACCGAGCCCCCCCGCGCCCUCCUGUCCCCGCUGCGCCUGGAGGAGCUCCAGAAGAAGGCUUUGGAGCAGCCCCAUGCUAAAGAGGAGAACGCGGAGCCGGCCACCUCGCCCAAGGAUUUUGGGCCGGGACAGAGAGCGACCCCGCCGCCCCCCCCGCCACCCACCUACCGCACGGUGGUCUCGUCCCCCGGACCGGGUGCCAGCAGCGGCGCGGGAAGCCCCAGCGGUUCCUCGUCCCCGGCUCGCCCCGGCACGCCGCUGGCCGCCUGCGGCACCCCGCCGCCCCCACCGCCGCGGCCCCCCUCCCGGCCCAAGCUGCCCCCCGGCAAGCCUGCUGUCACCGACCUGUCCAGGCCUUUUAGCCCUCCUAUUCACUCAUCCAGUCCUCCUCCGAUAGCACCUUUAGCCCGUGCUGAAAGUACUUCUUCCAUAUCUUCCACCAAUUCCCUGAGUGCAGCCACCACUCCCACAGUUGAGAAUGAACAGCCUUCCCUCGUUUGGUUUGACAGAGGAAAGUUUUAUUUGACUUUCGAAGGCUCCUCGCGGGGCCCCAGCCCGCUCACCAUGGGGGCGCAGGACACCCUGCCCGUCGCCGCCGCCUUCACCGAAACCGUCAACGCGUAUUUCAAAGGGGCCGACCCCAGCAAGUGCAUCGUGAAGAUCACGGGGGAGAUGGUGCUGUCGUUUCCGGCGGGCAUCACCCGGCACUUUGCCAACAACCCCGCUCCGGCGGUGCUCACCUUCCGCGUGCUGAACUACAACCGGCUGGAGCACGUCCUGCCAAACCCCCAGCUCCUCUGCUGUGACAGUGCACAGAGCGACGCCAGCACGAAGGAGUUCUGGGUCAACAUGCCAAACCUGAUGACGCACCUAAAGAAGGUAUCGGAACAGAAACCGCAAGCCACCUAUUACAAUGUGGACAUGCUCAAGUACCAGGUAUCUGCCCAGGGUAUUCAGUCUACUCCAUUAAACCUUGCAGUGAGCUGGCGGUGUGAACCUGCAAGCACUGACCUCCGCAUUGACUACAAAUACAAUACAGAGGCAAUGACCACACCGGUAGCUCUAAACAACGUCCAGUUCCUCGUCCCCGUCGACGGAGGAGUAACCAAGCUGCAAGCCGUGCUUCCGCCCGCUGUCUGGAACGCUGAACAGCAGAGGAUAUUGUGGAAGAUCCCCGAUAUCUCUCAGAAGUCAGAAAAUGGAGGCGUGGGCUCUCUGCUGGCCCGCUUCCAGCUGUCGGAGGGGCCAAGCGCCCCAGCCCCGCUGGCCGUGCAGUUCACCAGCGAGGGCAGCACGCUCUCCAGCUGCGACAUCGAGCUCGUCGGCGCCGGCUACCGCUUCUCCCUCAUCAAGAAGAGGUUCGCGGCAGGUAAAUACUUGGCCGAUAACUGAAGGAAGCUUAUGCAAGUCUGUGGAAAAUAACACGGAAAAUAACCAAGGACUGCUCUGCGUGGAACGGGUUUUAAUUGCAGUUUAAGGAAAAUGAACUAAAUCCUGCACUCGGGACAUUUCUGUUGGAAGUGUCAACAACUUUCAGCGUUUUUUUCCUCGGAAAACACCGUCUUGACCAGUCCUACAGUAUUUACUUCUAGAUGUAACAUUGUUAAUGGUUUUAAAAUGUAAUUAUUGUAUUUGUAAAUUGUACUCAUUCCAGUAAGGCUGUAUUUUGGCAGUUAGACACUUGAGUUUUAGCAUUUUACCAUUCAUGAAAUGGAUGUAAUUUAAACUGUGGUAUAUAAAUUUAAUAGUAGUACUGUUGAAUGGCACAAAGCUUACAGAGGUAGAUUACAUUUUGUCAAUAUAUACGAUUUAAAUACAAUACUGAUAGCUGUUAUAAAGGGGGUGCCUCAAAACAAGAGAGCUAAGCAGAGCUGACAUGCUGGUUUACUUUUUCUUCAGUCCUUCGUAUGCCUGACGGAGAUGAAUAAAAAGCUCAACCUUCGGGUUUAGCUGGUCGAACUCCAGAACCACAUUUCCGUGAACAUGGAGGCUCCUCGUGCAGCCUCCCAGCAAAAAGAAGGGAAAACGCCACUUCUGUACAGAGCAUUUACUUCAAAUCUCCAUUGCCAGACAGCUCCGGGAGCAAGCCCGUGUUCCCCGAGCCCUGCAGGUCCGAUGUCAGGGAUCUGAAGACGUGCAGCCCCUGUGCCCUUCCAUUUUACCAAUUAGGCAGGUAAAAUAUAUAUAUUAAUAUACAAAUAUUGAAAAAGUAACGCAGCCCGAGCCUCACCCUGCCAAAAGCACCUGGCACUGGGAUCAGCAUUCGCGUGGCCUGAUGUUUCCGUCCUGAGGUGGCUCUAGGUCGGGAUGUGUGUGGUAGGAAGGUGGUUUGUGUGCACGCUCACGAGAAGUGCAAACACAGAAGGUAAAGCACAAGUUUUUGAGAGCAAACUUGCCGGUACUCCCAGAUGGAGCACUCGGCCCAGUUACUUAUUUUCCCUCCGAAAUGGAAAUAUGCGUAAGCUGUGCAGCCCACCCCCUUCAGACAUAGGGACGUAGGGCAAAAUCUAAGAAUCAGUUUCCGCAUAAGUGGUUCAUGCUGUGUACAAUUGUUAUAAACUCAUGCUUCCAGAAGAGAUCUAUGUCAUAGUUCUGAAAAUAAGGAUUUUAUAAUGUAAAUAUUACCAGAACAUAGAUAUUUUACUUUAUAUUUCGUUUGAAAGACAAGGUGUUUACAUUAGCAUUCGGUUUUUAGAUGCUUUUUAAACAAACAAACGAAAGAAAACCAAACCAAAUAACCCAAAGCUCCCGAGCUUGUCCCACUCGUGCUGUCCCACAGACCAGGUCCCUUUUUCCAGGCGUGUGUGCUGGGGCUCAGCACCCGUCUUGGCCGUGUGCCCCAUUCCCUGUGCACGCAUGGGCCCCCGCCACAGGCGAUGCUGGGACCAAACCCAGCAGUUUGGGGCAGUUUUCCUUCAUGCUGUUUUUGCCAGUGUUUCGCAUAGCUUUUCAGUUCACUUGGUGUUUUUUUGGGAGCAUUGAAUGGUGUCUCUGCUCCCCGGCCCAGGCUGCUUCGCAAGGAGACGCUGCUCUGCGCUGACAGCUUGGUUUUCCUGCCUGGUUGGUGUCUGAGCAGAGAGCAGAGCAGGGAUGUUUAUUAGCCGGGGUAUUUCCCUUCCCGCAUGCCGUACAAGCAUGGCAGCAGACACUUUUCUGCCCUCCCAAGCAGUGCCAUGCUCAGGGAGGGAACAGAGCAGUUGUAUUUCUACAUCUGAUGCGCAGGAGCCUGCUUGGCUCCUUCCCCUGGCUUUCAGGAGGUGUCAGCAGAAGAAAGGUUAUGGGGAGCAGCCUGCAAUGUAUCAGACUUAAACUCAGAGCAGCAAAUGAGGGUGUACGUAGGGACAUUUACCAUCAAUUCCAGCCUCUGUAGUGGUGGCAAGAGCCCCCAGCUCCACCACAUCCAGGGCACUUGAGCUCCGCAGGCUUCACCUCUGCAUUUAGGCAGGAAAACCUGGGUGUCUGCAGGCAGAGGGCAGGCGGGUCGGCAGGAGCUGGAAGGCAGCAAGGGUCCGUGGUCUGUAAGUCACCUGGGUUCCUGCAGCUCAGCACCACCUCUCGGGCUGGGAGCAUGCACACAAACAUGUCAACAAAAGCUGGGAGGCUCCAAGCUCUAGUCCUGCCUGGCCCUCCUCCCUCGGCAGCACUCAGCCUGUUUGAUUAAAAAAGGAAGCAUUGAAAUAGUCACUAGGCUUGGUGCGUGCACAGAAAGGCCUCAGCAUGGUCCCUUUGAGCACUGUUCCCUUGUGCUGGGUCCUCUCGCCACGUGCCCUGGCACCUGCAGGUUCAUCGUGUUGUAAAUGGGGCCGGGGUGUUUUUCUCCACAGACACCUGCAGACUUGGCUCUUUAGAUGUAAGGAACAGAAAGUCCUUUUUUUUUUGCAACUUUUCUUCUCCUGUUUGCUGCAAGUAUUGAAGUUUCACAGCCAGCCGAGGGUGCUCCUUGCAGGAGGAGUUCCAGAGCAACUUUCUACAUUAACAAUAUCUAAUAACUAUGAGAUCAUUCAAUACUAGAAAACAUUACCAAAUCAAAAAGAUUUCAUUUGGCGUUUACUUUUCUUCUUAAAUACCACUCCCCUGCUGUGAAGCUGCUGGUUAUUUUUGCUGUAAGGCUGCCGGCCAUCAAACUCCUGGCUCUGUGCUGAGCUCUCACUACGUGCGUGUGGCUUCCCUUGCAAAACCUUGUCCCGAGCGCAAUCGUGCAGCGAGGAAGUUGCACAACUGCACACUCCUCCCGGUGCAGGUUGCUCUUAGGAUGUCAGCGCAGUUAUGUGAUAUUUAAAUUACGUUACUUUUUUGUCUUCAGCACGCCCUUUCAGGAUUUAUCCAUUAUAGCGGGUUUUUUUUUAACAUCGGUGAGAAAAAAAGCCAAUGCCUCCUGUAACGUUAAGGUGAGCUCUGGCUCCCAGGGCAGCAUUUUCCCUGGCUGUAGGCACCGGGAUGUGUCGCAGCGGGGUGCUCGCGGGGUCCCUUUUGCCUGGCCUUUGGGCUGCACCAGAGAAAAAUGCUGCUUACGCCCAUCGUUUUGAAGCCAUGCACACCUGCAGGUGAGAGCCAGCUGCCUUUCCUUUUAACAUGAUCAGGGAAGUCGUUCAGUGCCCAGGUGAAAACUUGCCCUGCUCUUGCAGGGGCAGUUAUUUUCUCAGCGAGACCCCACACGCCGUACUUGUGCUCCUUUCCCGGGGCCCGGGUGGUUCAGGGCAAACAUCCCAGUGGUGCUUCCCGAGGCUCCUGAAGCACGAGUGUCACAUCAGGAGCCACGGCUUCACCUUUUUGCAACAGAAACAUUUCCAAAUGGCCAGACUACCGCGAGAAGGUGUCGUAUUUUUAAAUGACCUAAGAAGAGGGUCAAGCAUUUUUUACCGAAAAUGCCCUCAGACGUAUGUUGCAAUUCUGUGUCUCAGAUGAACCCAUCUCCGUUUGACUUUUUUUCUUAAUAGAGCUGAUGGUGCUCUCCCUGAACACGUAGCACCUAUUUCAGCUCAUGCUUGAGAAAGCCAGUUCUAUAUCCUGAAUAUGGAGUGAUUCUCCCCUAGUCCUCUGUUGUCAAAGGCGUCAUCGUUAUGUGAAAAUGUCUUUGUUAAAAAUCUUAAUUUUGAAGCUUAUCGUGACUGAAAUACAUAAUAUCAUCACAUUAUACUUUCCCUGUAAGAAAUUUCUGUCUCAAAGACUUCAUUUCAUAGCCAGAAUUCUUAUUCUUUUUCUCACAAAUUUACAAGGAAAGCAAUUCUCGUAGAGCUAGGAAGUUUUAUGAUUUUUUUAUGAUGUAUUUUAAUCCUCACUUCAUUGCAGGGCAGGAAAAAGGCCUGUAGAAAUAGCCCACACCUCCUGUACGAUCUCCCCUUGCAUUUCAGGAGGGACUGCCUGACAAUUUUCUUGAAAAUCACAGGUGUUGGUGAGGCAAUGUUCCUCAAGGGUUUGCACAGAAGCAGGACUUCACUACAGGUCGAGCAGUAUGCGAUAAGAUACCGCAGGUUUUAACAGGUGCUUAGAAUAUUUAUUUCUUUGUUAGAACUCUCUCUUUCCUGACAAGCAGCAAAUUGCUGGGGAAAUGCCACACUGCAGUUUGGUCCUGUAAUCCAUGCAUGGUGUGUUUGAAACCCACUCCUUUCUCCCAGCUCCAGCUACGUCCAGGAUGCUCUAAGGCUAAUGAAAUUGGGCAGGUGCUUUGGUGGCACAAAUCUUACCCAAAAUUGAGUCACAGUUUGAGAGAGGAAUCGCGUCAGGUCUCGGUUUGCAGCUCUGGUCCUGCACAGGCAGGCUGGCAGCAGGGGGACAAGGGAGGCUGGGCUGCGCCCCGCUGCUGCAGCCCCUCCAGGCUCAAAGGGAGCCCCAGCAGCGAAUUGGGUUCCCCGGGGUAUCACCCUGUAUAAGCUAUAUCAUUUUAUGAAAUCCCUCGUGUAUAAAAUGUUUAUAAAUAUUUGUGGAUUAAGAUACACAGGUCUAUUUUUAAGAUUUAAGUUAAAUAAGUUAAUGAAUGGCUGGCCUUUCUUGCCUAAACGUGCAAUGAGAUAUAUUAUACCUUUAGUCUACGAUGGCCUAGGUACUGCUUAGUCUGUGAUGAAAACUUUGCUGCUUACCUAAUGUUCUCAGAGAAAAACUGUAAAAGACGUACAGGUUUGUUGCACAUGGACUAGUGCAGCAAAGCUUUGUAUUUGACCACUGGUAAUAUGAAUGUGUUGUAUUGACUUGUUGAAGAUAAUCAUGAGACAACAUAUUUUAAAUGUUACUUGCCUUAUAGAUUAGGAUACAAAUAUGUGGAUAUCAUUUUUGUAAAUAAUGUUUUUUAUAAAUGUCUUUCCUCCAUUCUCCCUAUCACCCAUUUCACAAAAUCUUGAAUAUGCAAUUAUUUACCAUGCAUAAUAUUGCAACAAAUAAACCCCCACAUCAGAACAAAGUUUAUUAAUUCUAUACAUGAGAACCACAUUAAACACCCAAUUAAGUUGCAAUUUAAAUGUGAUUUUUUUUUUCCUUGAAAAUAAAAACCAGA